CUUGGGAUAUUUUAAAACUAAAAUAAACAUAAUAUUGAUAAUCUAGGAAAGUUAAAUAUGUAAUAUUUAUUAAACAUGUAAUCAUAUGGGUGAAACUUUAAACGAACGAAUAGAUAAUUUACGUAAACGAAGUAGAUUUUUAUUAGCAGAAGUAGAUAAGAAUUCUAAGAAAGUUAAAAACGAAAUUAAAAAAUUAUAUUCCCAAAAUUUGAAAUGUAGAGAAGAUUGUAAAAAUCAUGUUGGCAAAAUAAAUUCAUCAAACAUAUGUUACAAAAAAAAUAAUAAAUCCUGGAAAUUAAGAAAUGAUUCUAGUGGAGUGAGUGGAGCUUUGCAUUUAGAUUAUUUCUGUAAUACCUCUAAUCAAACGCUUACAUCAAUGCCCAACACAACGAAUGCUUCAACAACAAAGAAAACAUUAAUAUCUUCAAAAAAUCAUCCUAACAAUCAACACUGUUUGGACAUUCGCAGGAAACCAGUAAAAGGAUGUUAUUGCUCUGAAUUAAAAAAAAUACAACAAAAAUCAACAAAAACACAAAGUAAAUCAUGUUCUUCUAGAAAAUGCAAAAGUCAUAUUCUUCCUGCUAUAGUAAUAGAAGACAAUUAUGACAAGUCAACUAUAUCUACACCCAUUAGUUGUGAAACAUUGAGAAGAGUUCAAAAGAUAGAUUAUGCACCCAAAUCUCAAUUUUUACGUAAUGUCAGAAGCAAAAUUUCUCUGCUGCAAUCAGCAGCAGGUGAUUGUCCACAAAUCUGUUCUAGAUCACAAUGUUACCAUGAACUUAUGACCAAAAAAGAUACAUACAUUCCAGACACUUAUAAAUGCAUAGAUCAAUUGAAAACAGAUAAAAUUACUCAUGAUUUAACAAGAUCAAAAAUCAAUGAAAAAUAUUCAAGUUCUGAAAAAAGUGAUAAAGGAAUUCAAGUAUCUUUAAAAAAAAAAUCAAAAUCUCUUUCUUCAACCUCUAUACCUUGUGUACCUAGUAUAUGUAAUAUAAAAAAAACAGAAGAUAAAAUAUGUCAAUGUCAGAAAGAAAAUUCAAAAGAUUCCAAAAAUGAUUUAGAAAAGAAGGAUAAUGCUGAUUCAGAAAAAUGUGAAAAAAAAUUUUUAAAAAAAUCAUUAGAUGAAAUUGAACAGAAACAUCUUUCUGAUAAAGAAAUGAGAGAUUUAAGUAAAUUUCGUGAAAAAAAUUACUUUGACACGCACGGAUCUAGUGAUAUUUUAGUAUCAUCUAAAUCUUCUGGUUCCUUGGAACAAUAUUUCUUAAAUGACAGAUUAUUUCCUGAACGAUCAAGAAACAUUCAUAAGAAAGAUUUGGUUGUAACAAUGCCACCUUGCGUUACUACGCAACUAAAACGAAUACAUUAUUUCCCUAGAUAUAUCGUUCAUCAAGAAAAAAAUAAUUUUAAUACAAUUGGCAAAAAGAAACGUUGUCAAACUUGCCCUUUGACUGGCCAUGCCAUAGAUCUUGGUAUUACAAAAAUGAAAGUACCUUUGAAUAGUUUAGCCCUUAAAUAUCAAAAACGAUUAUCUUAAUAAAAAAAAAUUACUUUUUUAUUGCAAUAAAUAACACUAGAAAGGAAUAAAGUAAAUGAAAAUCCUAAUAAUUUAAUUAUAUCUUUUUUUUUUAACAUCAACACAGAAUUCUAGAAAAUCCAUUCCAUUUACUUUAUUCCAAAUUUUUAAUUUUGUAUAUAUUUUUGAAUAAUAUAAAUUAUAAUAAUUAAAUCAACCUCACAUAUUUUUACUCAAAACACAGCAUGCUGUGAUUGAGAUUAAUAAUCACAUUUAUAAUAACACUCAUAAUCAUUGAGAUUAUUAAUGUCUUGUAAAAUGUAUUUUACAGUUAAGUUUCAUAUAAAACUCUCGAUACGUGAUAUGAUAUUUAAUAACAUGAUUUAAACAAAUAUUUGAGAUUGUUAUAUGCUUUUUACUUUCAUAAAAAAAAAAAUAAAUAGUGAUAUAUGGUAUGGUAUAUUUCAUGGUGUGCGUUAUCUUAUAUACAUGAGUAGAAAUCAUCAUUUUUUUUGUUGGAUCUGAUGAUUCCCGCAAUCUAAUAAGUCAAUAAUCUAUAAUGAAUUCAAAUCGAAUGAAAAUUUCUUUUAAAUAAAAGAUAUGAAAUUGUGAUGCAAU
Molecule: messenger RNA, 2131 nt
Organism: Apis laboriosa (Himalayan honeybee)
Lineage: Eukaryota; Metazoa; Arthropoda; Insecta; Hymenoptera; Apidae
Exons: 3
Coding region: 86-1534 (482 amino acids)
Source: RefSeq, a predicted model, not a curated record